This is a messenger RNA of Mercurialis annua (annual mercury), 4086 nucleotides long. RefSeq names its product putative disease resistance RPP13-like protein 1. The coding region runs from base 169 to 3702 and encodes 1177 amino acids. NCBI's taxonomy places the organism in Eukaryota, Viridiplantae, Streptophyta, Magnoliopsida, Malpighiales, Euphorbiaceae. Gene Ontology annotation, biological process: defense response to other organism. Gene Ontology annotation, molecular function: ADP binding; protein binding. The transcript has 2 exons. The record is from RefSeq and is a predicted model, not a curated record.
UUCUAUUCAUUUCUACCUGGUAACUGCUAAGUAACUUACUUACCAUCCCAUUUCAACCAUAACCCCAAAUUCAAACCAUCACACUUCAAAAAAAAAAUCUCCAAAUCAAAUUCUAAUCUCAACCCAUUAUACCCUUUCCGGCAAAAGAACAAUCUUCAGCAUCCACUCAUGGCGGAAGCCUUAGUCGGAGGGGCAGUUCUGUCAUCUUUCCUCAACGUAUUAUUCGACCGAGUUUCAACUCGUGAGUUCAUAGAUUACAUCAAAGGAAGAAAAAUCAACGAAGCCCUGAUCAAGAAAUUAAACACAUUAAUAAUGGCCGUUAAUGGAGUAUUAGAUGAUGCAGAAGAAAUGCAAAUCACUAAACCAGCAGUUAAAAAAUGGCUUGAUGAGCUCAAAGAUGCAUUUUAUGAUGCUGAUGAUCUUGUGGACGAAAUUUCUUACAAGGCGUUUCGAUACGAAAUGGAGAGUUCGUCGCGAAUCGAGCAGGUAAAGAGCUUUUUUACUGAUUUAAACCCGUUAAAAAAGGGUAUGAAGGAGAGAUUAGUUGAGGUAAUUGAGAGAAUUGAUGAUUUAGUUAAGCAAAAAGAUGUGCUUGGUCUUAGAGAAGGAAUUGGUGAGAAAUUAGUUAAGAUUCCGAGUACUUCGGUUGUUGAUGAGUCUGGUGUUUAUGGUAGGGAUAAAGAUAGAGAAUUUGUAGUUAAAUUGUUGGUUAAUGAAGGAAAUGUGAAUGAAAUUGAUGUGAUUCCGAUUGUUGGUAUGGGUGGUGUUGGUAAAACAACUCUUGCUCAGCUUGUUUAUAAUGAUCCGAGAGUGGUGGAGUUUUUUGAGGUGAAAGUUUGGGUUUGUGUUUCUGCUGAGUUUGAUGUUUUUAAGGUUACUAGAGAUGUUCUUAAGGAGAUUACGUUAGAGAAUUGUGAUGCGAAGACGCCGAACCAGCUUCAAAAUGAGGUGAAGGAGAGGUUGUCGGGGAAGAGAUUUCUGAUUGUGUUGGAUGAUGUAUGGAGUGAGAAUUAUGCUGACUGGGAGGUUUUGCAGAGGCCCUUUAAGUCUGGGGGUUUAGGGAGUAAGAUUGUUAUCACGACGAGGAGUCAUAAUGUGGCGUCGAUUGUGCGUACUGUUCCGACGUAUUAUCUAGAUGGAUUGAGUAAUCAGGAUUGUUGGUUCUUGUUUGCGAAACAUGCGUUUGAUGAUGAAAACUUUAGGAUUUGUUCGGAUUUGGAAGAGUAUGGUAAAGAAAUAGUGAGAAAAUGCAGCGGUUUGCCUUUAGCUGCGAAAGCGAUGGGCGGUCUUCUACGCUCCAAGAAGGCGGUUAAGGAUUGGGAGAAGAUAUCGAAGAGCAGUUUGUGGAAUGCGCCGAAUGAUAACAUUCUUCCUGCUUUAAGAUUGAGCUAUCAUUAUCUUCCGUCGCAUUUGAAGCGAUGCUUCUCUUACUGUGCGAUAUUUCCAAAAGAUUAUGAAUUUGAAAAGGAAGAGUUGAUUCUUUUAUGGAUGGCUGAAGGUUUCUUGGUUGAUCCGAGUGUUGAUAAGGAAAUGGAAGAGCUAGGCGAAGAGUAUUUUCAUGAUCUUGUAUCGAGGUCACUUUUUCAACGCUCGAGUGGUAGCCGUUCAAGCUUCAAUAUGCAUGGUUUGAUAAAUGAAUUGGCUAAAAACGUUUCUGGAAAUUUUUGCUGUAGGCUGGACGGUGACGAUUCAAGCAAGGUUACUAAAACGACUCGGCAUUUAUCAUAUGUGAGAAUAGAAAAUGAUUCUGCUAAGAAAUUUGAAGGUAUUUAUGAAGCGCGGUCUCUGCGUACCUUCAUUCUGGUGGAGUGGGCAUGCAUUGACAAUGAAGUAAUGCAAGAUUUAUUGUUCAAAUUCAGGAAACUGAGAGUGUUAUCUCUGUCCCAAUAUCGGAGCGUAUCUGAGCUGCCCCAGUCAAUCGGCUACCUCAAGCAUUUACGAUAUCUGGAUCUCUCUACAGCAUCAAUAAAAAAGUUGCCUGAAAUUAUGAUGAUUUUGUAUAAUAUGCAAACACUAAUCUUACAUGAGUGUACACACCUCGCAGUGUUGCCUGAUACAAUUGGAAAGUUGAAGAAUUUGCGAUACUUGGAUCUCUCCGGAACAUCGAUCCAAAGGCUACCUGAAUCCAUCAGUGAACUGUGCAAUUUGCAAACAUUAAUCUUGCUGCAGUGCAAAGAUCUCAUCUACUUGGCAUCCAACAUGGAAAACUUAGUCAACUUAUGCCGCCUUGAUAUUACAGGAACCAAGUUGCAAGAGAUGCCACCACAAAUCGAUCAGUUAAAAAAUCUCCGGAUACUAACUAAUUUCAUUGUGAGCAAAGAUGGUGGAUCUAAUAUCAAGAAGUUGGGAGAACUUCAGCAUCUGCAAGAUAAACUGUGCAUUUCGAAUCUUGAAAAUAUUAUCGAUGUUGAGGAUUCUUCAGAAGCCAAUCUGAAGGGUAAGAAGCAUCUUAAGGAGUUGGAGCUGAAAUGGAAUGAUGAUCCGAAUGAUUCUGAUGAUUCAGCAAAUGAUAGAGAUGUCCUUGAGCAAUUACAGCCUUAUCAAAAUAUUGAAUGUCUAUCUAUUGUUGGUUAUAGAGACGAAGCAUUUCCGUGCUGGGUAGGAGCUGAGUCAUUCUCAAACAUAGUGUCCUUAAAGCUCAAUGGAUGCAAAAAAUGUUCAAAUUUGCCCCCGCUUGGGCGGUUAGCAUCUCUAAAGGAUCUCGCAAUUACGGAAUUUGGUGGAAUCAUGGUUGUAGGUCCUGAAUUCUACGGAGGUUCUGCGUCCCAAAUCAACCCAUUUCGAUCCCUCAAAAUCUUGAAGUUCGAAAAGAUGCCACAAUGGCGAGAAUGGAUUUCUUUCGAAAGCAAUGAUGAAAAUCGAGCUUUCCCACUUCUCCAAGAACUUUACAUCAGGGAAUCUCCCAAUCUGACUACAGCUCUGCCUAGCCACCUUCCUUCAUUAACAACGCUUGAAAUUGAUGGAUGCCUGCAGCUUGUAGCUUCACUUCCGAGUGCUCCGGCUAUCGUUAAAAUGAAGUUAAAAGACGACUUUCGCGAUGUUCUAUUAAAGAAGUUGCCUUCAGGUCUGCACAGUCUCAUAGUUGACAAAUUUUACUCUCUAGAUUCCAUACUAGAUCGAAUGGGCAGUUUUUUUGCUACUCUGGAAGAAAUCGAGAUCAGAAACCAUGAUUCACUCAAAUGCUUUCCCCUCGAGUUGUUUCCGAGGUUAAAGAGUCUCAGGAUCACAAGAUGUGACGUCCUUGAAUCGCUUUUUGCGGCCGAGUCGACUAAUUUGUCUUUCACAUCUCUUUUUUCCUUGGAGAUUAGGGAAUGCCCUAAUUUAGUAUCUCUUCUCAGAGGACGAUUCCCUGCUCCCAAUCUGGCAAGGCUUCUAUUACUCGGUUGCUCAAAUGUCGAAUCCUUCCCCGGAACGGAACUUCUGCCUUCAACUCUGACUUCACUUAAAAUUUGGGAUUUUCAGAAUCUGAAAAAUUUGGACUAUACUGGACUUCAGCACCUGACAUCCCUUAGAGAACUGGAAAUCUGCAACUGUCCUAAGCUUGUAUCCUUGCCGGAACAUGGGCUGCCUUCAACUCUUUCUUCGUUGUCAAUCUUCCUGUGCCCUUUGCUCGAACAGAGGUGUCAGAAGGAUAGAGGAGAAGAUUGGAACAAGAUUUCUCAUAUCCGCCAUGUCAAAGUUAAUUUUCACAAGAUCAGUUGAGCCAAAAAUAUUUAAUAAAAAAUUUAUAGGCUGCCAUAUUUUGUUGAUGAGUACCUUUUGUUAUCAGGUUCUUGAUUCAGAUUUUAUGAUGGUGAAGCUUGGUCAGUUUAUCUAGAGAUUAACUCGCCGGAUUAGCUUUUUCUGUGUUUCGGUUUCCGUUUGUUCCUCACCAGCGCAGUGAAAUGAUAAACAUAAAAAAAGAGCAGACAGCAGAAAUCGUUCGUUUCUUCAAUGACAAAAUCAAGCAAUACUGCUGUACAAUACUUGUACUUUAUUAGCUUUUAAAGUAGUUAUUUACAAUAUAGAGUUGGUGAAUUUUACAUUGUAAAGUUUAAGAUAAACUGAGCAGCAAAAUAAAAUGAAUAGCGACAGGGAGAUUAGCCA